This is a messenger RNA of Danio rerio (zebrafish), 1459 nucleotides long. It is a transcript of the gene ctsba, whose product is annotated as cathepsin Ba. Gene Ontology annotation, molecular function: cysteine-type endopeptidase activity; cysteine-type peptidase activity. The record is from RefSeq and is marked validated. Lineage: Eukaryota; Metazoa; Chordata; Actinopteri; Cypriniformes; Danionidae. Gene Ontology annotation, biological process: proteolysis.
ACAGUAGCUCCAUAAAAGCCAUCAGCCGUGGUCUUCGGUAGUUGUUUAUUUCCGCCCAGUGUACGUUUUGGGGAGUGAGACCACAUUUAGUACUGCACGACUGCCAUACACAAGACAGAAUGUGGCGGCUGGCGUUCCUGUGUGUGAUCUCAGCCCUUUCAGUGAGCUGGGCCCGACCUCGCCUCCCUCCCUUGUCCCAUGAGAUGGUCAACUUCAUCAACAAAGCAAACACUACUUGGACGGCUGGACAUAACUUCCGUGAUGUGGACUACAGCUAUGUAAAGAAGUUGUGUGGGACUUUUCUGAAGGGUCCCAAACUCCCUGUCAUGGUUCAAUAUACAGAGGGCCUCAAGCUCCCAAAAAACUUUGAUGCAAGAGAGCAGUGGCCCAACUGCCCCACACUCAAAGAGAUUCGAGACCAGGGUUCUUGCGGUUCAUGCUGGGCAUUUGGAGCUGCCGAAGCUAUCUCAGAUAGAGUAUGUAUCCACAGUGAUGCCAAAGUGAGUGUGGAGAUCUCCUCUCAGGAUCUGCUAACCUGCUGUGACAGUUGUGGCAUGGGAUGUAAUGGUGGAUACCCGUCUGCUGCUUGGGAUUUCUGGGCCACAGAGGGUCUGGUCACUGGUGGACUCUAUAACUCCCACAUUGGCUGUCGUCCAUAUACCAUUGAACCCUGUGAGCACCAUGUGAAUGGCAGUCGCCCUCCAUGUUCAGGAGAGGGUGGAGACACUCCAAACUGUGACAUGAAAUGUGAACCUGGCUACAGCCCCUCUUACAAGCAAGACAAACACUUUGGGAAGACGUCCUACAGUGUGCCAUCUAAUCAAAAUAGCAUCAUGGCUGAGCUCUUCAAGAACGGUCCAGUAGAGGGAGCCUUUACGGUCUAUGAGGAUUUCCUGCUCUAUAAAUCUGGUGUAUACCAGCACAUGAGUGGAUCUCCUGUAGGUGGUCAUGCCAUUAAAAUUUUGGGCUGGGGAGAGGAAAAUGGUGUCCCCUACUGGCUAGCUGCUAACUCCUGGAACACCGACUGGGGUGAUAAUGGAUAUUUCAAGAUUCUCAGAGGCGAGGACCACUGUGGAAUUGAAUCUGAAAUCGUGGCUGGAAUCCCAAUGUAAAAGGAAAAAGACAAUCUAAAAGAAGCCCCUGAUCAAAUGUUAUAAGCUGACUGCCAUUCUCUGUCCAUGGUACAUUUUAAGUAUUGUUAAUGUUCAGUUUUUAUAGCUAUUUUGCAUUUGGAGGGGACCCUUGUUCAGGCAAGGUUUUUAGUACAUGCCUUUCAUGCAGCGCAAAAUUUAAUUGGACCUGCUCAUUGGACUUUUUUAAACUGCUGACUAUAAGAUUUUAGAACAAAUUGAUUCCUCAAUGCCACAAGUUUCAGUGUAUUUGGCUUGAAUUGUUGAACGGGAUUUUUACUUUGUUUUAAUACAUGAUUUAGAAUAUAAUAAAUAAUAAAACAAAAGCA